This is a messenger RNA of Oncorhynchus tshawytscha (Chinook salmon), 676 nucleotides long. Its product is annotated as prefoldin subunit 3. Gene Ontology annotation, biological process: microtubule-based process; tubulin complex assembly; protein folding. The record is from RefSeq and is a predicted model, not a curated record. Gene Ontology annotation, molecular function: tubulin binding. The transcript has 6 exons. Bases 68 to 655 code for a protein of 195 amino acids. Gene Ontology annotation, cellular component: prefoldin complex; cytoplasm. Lineage: Eukaryota; Metazoa; Chordata; Actinopteri; Salmoniformes; Salmonidae.
GCAGCUCUUCAGUAGGAACCCCACGCCCAACGUCUACGUAACGAGAGAGUAGAAAGUCUUUUCCAAGAUGGCAACGACCAUAGACAGCAGCAAUGCCGUACAGGCGACAAGCAAAAAGCAUCUCGGAAUUCCCGAAGCAAUAUUUGUGGAGGAUGUCGAGUCGUUUAUGAAGCAGCCAGGCAACGACACCGCAGACGCGGUACUGCGGAAACUGGAUGAACAGUACCAGAAAUACAAGUAUAUGGAGCUCAACUUGGCGCAGAAGAAACAAAGGUUGAAAAGCCAGAUCCCACAGAUCAAGCAGACUCUAGAAAUCCUACGACACAUGCAGAAGAAGAAGGAAACCACAGACCCGAUGGAGACACACUUCCUAUUGGCUGACAACGUUUACUGCAAGGCGUCAGUCCCGCCCACCGACAAAGUGUGCUUGUGGCUAGGGGCGAAUGUGAUGUUGGAGUAUGACAUCGACGAGGCCCAGUCUCUUCUGGAGAAGAACCUAGCGACCGCAUCACGCAACCUAGACUCCCUGGAGGAAGACCUGGACUUCCUCAGAGACCAGUUCACCACCACUGAAGUCAACAUGGCACGAGUCUACAACUUUGACGUUAAGAGGAGGAGCAAGGACAACCUCCUUAAAUCAGUCAAGAAGUCUUGAGAGAGGGGGACCCCCCCACAA